Hypoxylon fragiforme is the source of this 1877-nucleotide messenger RNA. RefSeq lists its product as uncharacterized. The coding region runs from base 549 to 1877 and encodes 442 amino acids. Gene Ontology annotation, molecular function: protein binding. The record is from RefSeq and is a predicted model, not a curated record. Lineage: Eukaryota; Fungi; Ascomycota; Sordariomycetes; Xylariales; Hypoxylaceae. The transcript has a single exon.
CAUGCCGUGCCAACCCUAAAUCAGAAAGCCAGAACCUUCUAGUUAUAGUCUCGUGAGGAAAAUAAGGGUAGCUUCUAAUCUAAAACCUGCACUAGACUGUGUAAUGCCGUGUACAAGAGAAUAUAGAGCAACCUAAUAUGGGCUGAGAAGACGAAGAUUGGAUUGAUGCUAACCUCGGAAUAGAAAACAUAGCUUGUAGAGCUAGAAUUCCUUAGAAACACCUUAAAUACAUACUUCAGCUCUGAUAUCUAGCUAGUUACCGUGAUGAUGUUAGCAAUAGUAGGCAGCGAUAGUGUGCGACGAAGGCUAGAAUAUGAGUAAACAAACCCCCUUUCCAUAAGCCCUAUUCCAACUAUGAUGCCUCUCAGGUACACGAGGACAUUGCUAAACUCUGAUGUAGACGCUACCAUAGCAACCAUGGCCAACCAUGGCAACUAUGACACUCAUCAAACCCUUCUCGACCCAAGAGACGAGCGUAGAUUCAGAACAAAUUUCUUUCUUGACAGAGGUUUCUUUCUAGACAGAAGCAACACCAAGCAUCUGCACCCAUGGAUAUAUCUAUGGUUACAGAGUAUCCUCGCAUGGACAUCUCUAUAGCUAUCAUCAUAUUGUACCUCGGGAUUCUCUACUUCCCCAGCCUACGACAUCUCGCCCUAAACAUGGCACUGACCAGGAGACGAGUGCUCCAGAUGCACGACGACUUCGCGCUGUGGUGGAAGGGCAUCUACGGCGAAGAGCCGGACCCGGAGCUUCCCGUUGCCCUGAAGCUGCCGCCCAACGUGAUCGCCCAGAUCGCAAGCCACCUCACGCCCGUCGACGUGGCGCUCUUCGCGCAGACGAGCCGCGGCGUGCGGGCCGCCCUGGGACCCGACGCAAACGCCUCCCGCCUCCCGCGCGACCAGUACUUCGCGUACCUGGCGACGCGGGUGCGGGGGUUGCCGAAGCGGUGGCUGUGCGAGGGGUGCAUGGAGCUGCACCGGACGUGCGAGAAGGACUGGCCGUCGGCGAGCUGGGACACGUUCUACUGCCCGCGGGGGUGGGCCGUCAGCGCGCUGACCAGCAACCCGACGGUGUGGGCGACGACGCCGCGGCGGAGCUGCCGCCCCAUGCGCAGGCACCACCGCCACGUGCAGCUCGCGCUCAAGUACACGCGCCUGCGCCUGCCCGAGUACCGCGACUACCUCGGCCACCUGAUGGCGCCCCACAGCGACAUCCAAGUCGACAACACGGGCAUCUGCGGAACGCACUACAUGUCGGAGUCGAAGAUCGUCGCCGUGGGCGGCGCUGAUGAUGACGACAACAGCAACACCAAUAACACCAACAACAGCCUCCGCUACCUCGUCCACGCCAGCUGGCGCUACCACAUCCGCGACCGCGGCCCGCUGCCGCUCUCCCAACUGCGCCACCACAUGAUCUGCCCGCACCUCGAGAUGAACCACCACAGCGCCGCGCCCUGGUUCCGGGCCUCCCCCUUCGCGCACGACGCAUGCGAAGUCUUCUCCCUCGCCGUCGAAGCCUCGCUGUCCACCCCCUCCCCCUGCGAAGACACCCUCCCCCUGCAAGAGAAGAAACAGCGCGAGCUAGGCCAGUGGCCGCAGGCGGAGGAGCACAGGGGCGCGUGCCCGCGGUGCGCGACGGACUUCUCCGUGCAGCGCUUCGCGGACUACUCCUUUGUAGGGUCGCCGCACUUCCUGCGCAUACAGUCGUGGCAGGACCUCGGGCCCGAGGGCUCGCCGACGGACCUCGUGUGGAGGGCGCAGGCGCACGGGCGCAGCCUCGCGGGCGUCGAGAACUGGCGCCUCUCGGGCCCCGUGUACUAUCAUGAGCCGGGGAGCGUGAGGAGGUGGUUUGAGGAGAGGCCUGAUGUUACGUUUUAG